CAAAGUGCACAACUGGGAAAGUUUUUGCAAAGGCUCGUGGAGAAGCUGGAAGAGGAAGGAUAAUACAUACGAAACCAAACAGUAGAACUUUCCCAUCGCUAUAUCACAUCUGUUUUUUUAUCCUUCCCUUUGGAUAACUGCCUCAUUAGAAAACACCAUGUGGUGUUUAAACCCCGCUGUGGAAAACGCUGAAAAGUGCCGAACGCUCGGCUGGGCGGAUACCUGAGCUGGUUUCUGAGAGUCCACCUAGCAUGCCUACCUGGACAGAGCCCUGGUGGGCAGAAAAUGCAGCCCCUUGCAGGCUGCCCUGUGUAGCACAGCAUUACACAGCAUGGCCUUGUUUCCAUAGUCAGGCCUACCAGGUCCAGGCAAGUAUUUGGUUAAGUUUUUGCCUGAAGCCUCAUACCAGACCCAGGCUGCAAGUCUGUUUGCUGCUUGUCCACUUUCAGGCCUCGGAUGUGCCGGCUUUGCUCUAAAUCUCCUCUGAUACAAAGCCUUCUUGGUGUUGACAUCACACUGUCGUUGAAACACAAUUGCUCAUAUCCAUAUUCUAACUGUGAUAAGCCCACCCUUGAUUGUGGCCACACCCCUUUACCCUGACAGGCCAGAUGAGGUUCAAGGGGAUUAGAAGGGCCUAAAGCACAGGAUCAAGGCAUGACUCAAUCGCCAUUAAAGCCUGGGUCUGACUGAGGAAAAGCAAGAAGCACUGAAACCCUCUUGCGCAACCAUUACUGGUACAGCUGUGGGAAUGCAACCAAUAUAACACAAUUAGGGGCCUGAGUGGGCAACAUACAUUCAAUGCAGUAGGCUGCCCCAAUUCAGUGGUGGCAGCCUACUUCAGACCCACAUGUGCACCACACUUGACUCAGUCAGAUUGUCUACUGCAAGCCCACAUAGUAAAGGCAUAGUAAAGGCAGUCUACAUUUGCAUCAGUGAGAUUACUGAACAGAGGUGGUAAAUCAGAUUCCGACUGGAGGCGAUAAAUAACCUAACUCAGUCAUUGGCCUAUAUGACAUAAUUCUUGCUGAAACUUGGUAGAACCAAUCAGUUAGCAGGAAACAAAACUCAAACCCUAACCUCACUUUCCAGACACUUUAGAGAGGGGCAGUAGCCACAGACAAAUACACACACACAAGCACACAUCUUGACUUCUGUCAUUUAUAUUGGUUGAAAAUCUGCAACACUUAAUUGGUUUUAAGUGAUCUUCAAAAAUUUUUGUAAAAAUGGAAAGUUAAUGAGAUCCCAAAUUUCUUUGUGUGACAUAACAUUUUAUGUUGGACACAGAUUUUCCAGUAAUGUUUGCAACAUGGGGAAAUGAGAUUUAUUUCACAAGUGAAAAUUAUUUCACCUUCAAAGCUAUGGGUCUGAAUGAAUGAAUGCAUUACAGUAAUAUAUUUGUUUGUCCACUUUUAGUUUUCUGCAUCUCUUAAAUAUCAUUAGUAAAUGGAGCAAUGCAUCCAUGAUAAAAUACCUGGUGGGGACAGAAAGUGUACGUUGGCCAGCAUGCUGUUCAGAUAAAAAUACUGUUUAAUGUUCGUUGAGACCAGGAUCAAUAAGAUCAGAAUAAAUCCUUUGACUUGACAGUAAUAGAUAACCUCUCUUUAGAAUUGUCUUUGUUUCAAGCAAGAUUUGUUAUUUAAUAUUUUACAAAAUGAAAGUGUACAUUGUAAGUCACUCUCGAUAAGAACAUCUGUUAAUGGAUUAAAUGUAAAUUAAAAAAAAAAAAAGGUUUUGGUCAUCUUUUUGGACACUGGAUUUGACACAAAUGUUGAUUACAAAUCAGUUUAUGCUUAUCAGGCCAUAUAAAAUAGAUCUGGCUGAAUUACGCAUGCAAAAUUGUCUUGAGCUUUUGCUCAGCUAUUGUGGCGAUUGCUGGAGUUUUGAAUGCAUGUUUCUCUUCCUUGUUUCCAUGGAGACGGGAGCCUUGGCACCUGCUGUUGCAGCUGAGCUGGAUCAGACCAGUGCAGACGAUGGGAGUGUUCCAUUUUGUCAGUUAUGGGAUUGCUUCAAGUCUUGUAACAGACUUGUAGCAUUCUAGAACUACAAAAUUAAAUUGCUGCUGCACUUAGAUGUAAUCCUUGACUGGAAUCAAAUGUUUUUACACAAGAAUGGUUAGCGUCAUCGUGGUUCAGCAGCGGGCACUCUGCUGAGAUCGAGCUCACACUCUCUGACUCAUCUGUGUCCCAUCCAGAGAAAGCCACAAUGGUAAUUAAGCUGGCUAAGCUAUCAUAAGGACCUUCUUGGCGUUUUGGCUACCUGGACCUUCAGGCUACAAGACGGCCUUGAGAUCCUGGGCACGAGCGCGCACUCGAUAUCCCUGCGUCAGCGCGCGCGCUCUAAAUGACUCCCCGUCUGUGCGCGUGCUCCGUGCAAGCUGGUGGAUUGUAGGUGAUGAUGGCGGAAGAGGAGCCGCGUUGAGUUAGCUCUCAGUUUUAUUUUAAUAUAAUAAACUGUUAAUAAAUAUAAUUUCUCUGCACCGUCUCAUUUCCUGAGACCAUGGGGAACGAAGCGAGCCUCGAGGGAGGCGGACAGCCGGGGGAACCAGGCUCCGCUGUACCGACGGCGGCAGCUCCGGGUUCCAUUUCAGCACCAGCGGGAUCUGGACAGCUCAUCAAGCCCAGUAAUGGUGCGCCAGCCGGGAGCGGACCAGCGGCUGGGCCGGGCCCGGGGAUUAACAGCUCUGCCGGGAGGCCAGGCCAGAUGGAGCACGCGCCGGGGCCAAAGCCAGGGGCGUCCCCCGAUGAGAGCAGAACAGGAGCUCCCUACCGCCUCGCCACCCACGAGAGCCCCGCCCCCCAGCGCGGGUCAGGGCAGGGCCAGCACGCCGCCCGCCUGACCCUCCCGGUGGACGGGGGCGGAGCCGGAAGAGCGGGGACGGGCCGGUCUCCGGCGGUGUCCCCGGGCAGCGCCCCCAGCUCCCCGUACUCGGUACCGCAGAUCGCCCCCAUGCCCAGCAGCAAGCUGUGCCCCGUGUGCAACACGACCGAGCUGACUGCCCAGGACCCGCCAAAUUCCAACACCUGCACGCAGUGCCACAACACCGUGUGCAACCAGUGCGGCUUCAACCCCAACCCUCACCUCACACAGGUGCAGGAGUGGCUGUGUCUGAACUGUCAGAUGCAGAGAGCUCUGGGGAUGGACAUGACCACGCCCACUCCACGAUCCAAGAGCCAGCAGCAGAUCCACUCUCCUUCUCAUCAAGCCAAACCAGAGCCACAGGGCCCACCCCAGGGACAGGCUCUUCCCCCUGCACAGGCCCAACCCCCUGCCCAGGCCACACCCCCAACACAAGCCACGCCCCCAGUGAAAGCCUCUCCCCAUGCCUCGCCAGGACCUCAGAGGCAGGCUGGGCCUCCGGGCGGAGCCACACAAGCGCGGCCUGAUCAGCGGUUACCCCAGCCUGCAGGGGGUGCCCUUCCAGGCCUGGCCAAGGCCCCUUCUCAGCCAGACCUGUCCCGCCCCUCACCCGGCCGCCAAGACCAUACCCGCAGUGCAGGGAGCUCGCCAUCCAAGCAGCCCCCGCCUCCCCAGGACCAGCCGUUCGGGAAGCUAUUCGGCUUUGGGGCGUCCCUCCUGAACCAGGCCAGCACGCUGAUAUCUGUGGACCCCACCCAGGGCACGGCGCCACCCACAUCCCCUGCCAAGCCUGCACCUUCGGCUGCCAGUAAAACCCCCAGCCCCGCGGGCAGACCAGGGGGAGCCCCACCCCCCCAUCAACAGGCCCCACCCCAAAACCAACAAACUCCGCCCCCUCAUAAACAGGCCACACCAUCACAGCAGCAGGCCCGCCCAGAGCCUGCCCCCAAGGCCAUCUGCUGCCCACUGUGCAAGACAGCACUGAAUGUGGGCAGCACGGAGCCCCCCAACUACAACUCCUGCACCCAGUGCCACUCGCAGGUCUGCAACUUGUGCGGGUUCAACCCAACGCCCCACCUGGUGGAGAAGAAAGAAUGGCUUUGCUUAAACUGUCAGACACAGAGGUUGAUGUCUGGAGGUCUGGCUGAUGCACCACCCCCUCAGCCAUCUCCAAAGCACCCUCCAAUGGGCUCUCCCCAGCACCAACCUCCAGCCAAUCAACAGCAGCCACUGUUGCAGAAAGGGCCCAAUCAGCAACCAGUGCCGAGGUCAUCAGGCCAGCUUCAGCAACAGAGACCAGUCUCCGGCCAAGUAAGUGGGCCUUCUUCCCUGGCGAAGCAGCCAGGACCCCCAGUGCAGGCUGUGCCCCCAGUGUCACGGGAGGCCCAGGGUCCACAGCAGGCCCCGCCAAAGGCCAUGUCCAAGAAAGCGGUUACCACGCCCAGACAGCAAGAGACCACACACAAACUCCCAGAGACCACACCCAAACUUCAAGAGACCACACCCAAACCUCAAGAGACCACACACAAACUUCAAGAGACCAUACCCAAACUUCAAGAGAAGGACUUGGAGACCAAACCCACCCCCCCGAUAAAGGGUGACACUGAUCAGAUCACUCCAUCUAAAGACAUCAAGAAGGAAGAUGGAUCUCAGAAGUCUAGGCACUACGAUGAGGGCGGUAAACCCGGGCCGCAGGACAUCACGCGGAGCCCACAGAGCCUGAGCGACACUGGCUACUCAUCAGAUGGGAUCUCCAGCUCCCACAGUGAGAUCACGGGGCUGAUCCAGGAGGAGGGGGUAAAGCUGAGUGAGAGGGGGCUCAGCGAGCGCAGCCCACCCAGCCCCUCCGAAAUCACCAAGCUGGAGAGCUCCAUGCGGCCGCUGCUGGAGUCCAAGACCAUGGCUGAGCAGGAGCGGGAUCGGGGGAAGCACCAGCUUGGCAGUGAGGACACUGACGACCGGAAGCAGCGGCCGCGAUCGCUCACAAUUGGCCAGGAAGAGGAGGCAGCCGAGGAAGAGAGCCGCCGGAUCAGUUCAGCGGAAUCCUCAGAUGACCUCAGCUGCAGGCUGCGGCAUGACUAUGUAGAGGACAGCAGUGAAAGUGGCCUCUCCCCACUCCCUUCCAGGCAACGGAAGGGCCAGAGGGACACAACAGAUGAGGAGUUUAUGCGAAGGCAGAUCAUGGAGAUGAGUGCUGAUGAGGAUGAGAUUGAGGAGGAGGAUGAAGGGUAUGGCUACACUAAGCCAAGGAAGAGCCACAAGCACAGUGCCGACUCUGGGAAAGAGAAGCGCCGCCUCACCCAGCACUCCAAUAGCUAUGAGGAGGACAGCAAAGCGUCCGCUGACAAUGGGCAGGAUGGGCUGAUGGCAGGAGGCUUGCGCCGUUUCAAGACCAUUGAGCUGAACAACUCCAACAGCUACAACCGUGACAUAGAGCUAAGUGCUGAAAAUGACCUCGCCCUGGACAGGGAGCCGGAGCUUGAGAUGGAGAGUCUGACUGGCUCCCCUGAUGAGCGGUCAAGGGGGGAGUACUCAUCCACCCUUCCAGCCACCACCCCAAGCUACACAUCUGGCACCUCCCCUACGUCAGUGUCCUCCAUGGAGGAGGACAGUGACAGCAGCCCCAGCCGCCGGCAGAGGCUGGAAGAGGCUAAGCAGCAGAGGAAGGCCAGACACCGCUCCCACGGUCCACUACUGCCCACCAUUGAGGACUCAUCUGAAGAAGAUGAGCUGAGGGAGGAGGAGGAGCUGCUGCGUGAACAGGAGAAGAUGAGGGAGGUAGAGCAGCAAAGGAUACGAAGCACUGCAAGGAAAACCAAGAGGGACAAGGAGGAGCUGAGAGCACAGAGACGAAGGGAGAGAUCCAAGACUCCUCCGAGCAAUCUUUCCCCCAUUGAGGAUGCUUCCCCGACAGAAGAGCUGAGGCAGGCAGCUGAAAUGGAGGAGCUCCAUCGCUCCUCCUGCUCAGAGUACUCCCCCUCUGUUGACUCAGAAGCAGAGGGGUUUGAAAUGAUGGCCUCAAAGCUGUACAAGUCUGGCAGCGAAUACAACCUGCCCACCUUCAUGUCUCUUUACUCCCCAACUGAGAAGCCGACCGCCACCUCGCCAUCUUCCAUCGACAAACCACUGAAGAGUGCCGAGGAGGUCUACGAGGAGAUGAUGAAGAAAGCAGAGAUGCUGCAGAAGCAGCAGGGGCAGGCAAGGCAGGGGAGCACAAAGUCAGGGGAAGUGCGGGGCCUACAGCAUCAACAGGCAGCUCAGAAAAAACAGCAGGCUUCCAUCCAGGGUCCAAGACAGCAGCUGGGCAGUGAGGUGGAGGCAGCCUACCCAGAUAAACAGCUCUUAGACACUGGAUUUGCUAAGCUGCUGGAGCAGAACAAUGCUCUCCUCACACCUGGUACCAGCCCCACACAACUCUCAGCACCGGUUUCCUUUUCUGGACAAGAGAGCGCAGGAAGAGGUGUCCCUGAUGUGCGAGUAACUCAGCAUUACACAAAAGAAGGACGGAAGGACAGGGUUGGAGGUCAGACCCAUAAAGCUGGAGCUGUGAGCCAGGCCUCAGUCAGUCAAACUGCAAACACAAACCAGUCGUCAACGUACGAUCGCCAAAUAGGAGCUAUACCUGCAGGUUCAAACAUUUCUAGCAGGAUAUCAGAGGUCACCCACGCUUACAGUCAAAGAGAACAACCAGGAAGGAGGACUCCUGCUCAACCAACGCACAGCACACAGGCCACAUCCCCAGAUCCAAGUGAUACAUCCCUUACCUCCAGAGUCUUUUCUUACUUCAAAAGUUCAAGUCCCCCCCUCUCUCCUUCCACCUCUCCUACGCAGAGCCCUACUCACUCUCCAUCCAGAAUAGGUGCCACUGAGCCCUCUACACAAAGAGCACCCCCUGCUGGUUCGGGUGCUGCCUCCCCAGUAUUGGGUCACGGGACACAGAUGCCUCAUAGAACUGUUUCACCACGCCUCUCCAGGCAACAGUCCUCGCAGGAUGCCCCCUUCAUGGUGAUAACAUUAGGGUCUGAACCCACUAGCCCCAGCAAACCUGUGACUGUAAAUUCUGCCACUUCCCCAAUCACCUCACCAACAAAGCUGAGCCAUCAGCCAGAAUUUCAGACCCAUGUCCCUGCAACAAGUCCCCCAAGUUCUCCACAACAUCAGCUCCCUCAUCAGUCUACCCAACAUGGCUUGCACAAGGCUCAGCCAACAGAGAGGGUUCACACUAGCACCAGCACCACUAGCUCCUACAGCCGGGGGUCUAUGUCCAUGGAGAACAUUUCCCUCUGCAGGAUCUCCACUGUUCCAGGCACCUCCAGGGUAGUAGAACAAGGCCAAAUGCUGCCCAGCAGUAACGUAGUUGACCUUCGGACACCUAUGAAGCCAGCCCCUAUCAUCAUGACAGAACAGGGUAUGGACCUGACAUCUUUGGCAUCAGAGACUCGUAGAUACUCAUUAGGAACAGAGGCAAGUCCAAGCCGCCACACAGCAGUUCAGCCCCUCAUCAUGAACCUGAAUGCCCAAGAGCAGUUACACACAGCCUCAUCAACGGCAACAACAGUUAGUGUUACAGUGGCAGCUUCCAUGUUUAUUUCACAGCCGAAGCAGCCGGUGGUCUAUGGAGAUCCAAUGCAGAAUCGAGUGGACCUGGGUCAGGGAGUCGGGUCAGCAGUGUGCCUGACACAGACCAGACCACUGGCAUCAUCUGAUCCAUUCAUUCCAAAGAUAGAUGCUUGCCUGGAAGAUUUGGGAAUUCAACAGCAACAGCUACAAAAGCAGCAAAAGAAGCUUCAGCAACAGCAGCAGCAGCUCGAAGAGCAGCUUCAACAACAUCAACAACAAACAUCAUUUGCCAGGUACAACUUAGCAAACCAAGUGCAACCAUUGCUUAUGAAGAAAGACUUGCUUGUGAGUCAGACCAGUGGUGCCCAAGCGGUCAAUGUCAGUGCAAUUCCCAGAACCUCUCCUCUCCCUGCUCAAGCUGGAACCUCUACUGCUCUUCCCCAUGAGAUCUAUGGAGGAGCUCCCCUGGAGCUGAAGAACAAACCCACGGCAAUGAACCUGUCCACUGGUAAACCCCAUGUCAUGGUGGUCCAGCUAGAUGCCAGCAACCAGAAGGGUUCUACAGUGACCCAGCUGGUUAAGCCAGAGCAGCCUCCCCCCCAGGAGGUCCUGGACCUCACUGGCCAGAUCAAGGCUGAGAAUCAGGUGGCAUGUUGUGAUGUAGUCUACAAGCUUCCCUUUGCCAGCAGCUGCACAGGGCCCUUUGCACAGAAGGCUACAGUACUAGAGAAGAAUCAAAUAACCGAACAAUCUCAAACCACCCACCUACCUUCAGGUUCUCAGUUUACGGGAAGCCGGACAAAUGAGCCUAGCCUUGACAACUUUGGAUAUCAGGAGCAUGGAGCAGGCACCCAAGGAGGGACAGAAGAGUGUAGGGCCUUCUCCUCACCCGCCUUAGGAAGAUUACAGCCAUCCAUGUCAGACACUAAUCUGGCUGACGCUGGGCUGCAGAGUGAAUCUGGGGAUCUAGCAAUGGACCUGAGCACCAUAAAGCAAGCCUGUGAGGGGGGGUACCUGGGUAUGGGAAUGCAGUAUGGAUCCUACACAGAUCUUCGCCACCAGGGGGACAUCAUGGCACAGCCUAUGCCACUGCGACGGUAUGGCUCCAUGUCAAAUAUUAACACAGAUCUGGGCUACUCCCGAGAUCUCUCCAGCUUCCAGGAGUCCAACCUAGCACAAUAUAGUGCCACCACUGCCAGAGAAAUCAGUCGAAUGUGCGCAGCUCUCAACUCAAUGGACCAAUUUGGGGGACGAUACAGCAAUCCCCCUGAACUACUGCAGUACAGCUCCGGAAGGGGUACCAGUCCAGCUAGUAGGCUGAACUUGCAGCACAGCUUAGCGUCAAUGAGGGCCAACCUCAUGAUGGGUCCUGAUGUCAGGCAGCCUGCACAUGUGCAAGCAUAUGCUAACCUGAUCAAUGCUCGACAAGCAAGCCUACGUGCACUCUAUCCCUCUGCCGUAAGAGCAGCCGAUGGAAUGAUCUACUCAACUAUCAACACCCCAAUUGCCUCCACCCUGCCAAUCACCACACAGCCUGCCUCUGUCUUGCGGCCCAUGCUCAGGGGAGUUUACAGACCUUAUCCCACAGGUGGUAUGACUGCUGUACCCUUGGCUAGCCUCACCAGGUUGCCUCUUGUAACUCCAAGGAUGCCUCUGUCCCCACAAGGACCUCUCCGUUACCCACCUCCUAACCGGUUCUCUGCAGCCCAUAUUUCUGCUCCUACAAGUGCUCCGGCUACCACCACAGCCCUGGAUACUCCUGUCUACCUUGGGAAACCUUCAGCAGCCCCCACAGUACCGAUCAGUGUACACUCAACUACAACUAUUCUAACUGGGUCUACUGGCCACUUAGGAGUUAAUGCUGUACCAACUGCUGGCAUCCAUACAACAGCAAUGCCCGUCCCACCAUCUGUUGCAGCGCCUGCAAACCAACAACACCUUCCAAUGCAAGCAGUACCAAUGCAGCAGCCACAUACCCAAACUCCAAUUCAACCUCAUACUACUCCUCAAAUACAACCCCAAAUGGCACCACCUCAACUGCAGACUCAAGUACAUCCCCAAAUGCAGCCUCAAAUGCAGCCCCAAACCCAGAUACAAAUCCAAUCACAAAGUCAGCCACAAAUGCAACCUCAGACACAGGCUGAAAUGCAGCUGCAGACCCAGUCACAAACUCUCCAACAAGCACAGAUUCCGGCUCAGCCCCAAACGCAAUCACAGGCACAGUCAGCACCAGAAGCUCUGGCGACCUCUGCAGCUAGCACCACCACCACUGGCAGCAGCAUCAAAACAGAGAAGGAUAUGGAAGAGGAGCGAUUCCGGCAGCAACAGGAGCAGCUCCUGCAGCUGGAGCGGGAACGUGUGGAACUAGAGAAGCUGCGUCAGCUGCGCCUGCAGGAAGAGCUAGAGAGAGAUCGUCUGGAGUUGCAGCGACAUAGAGAGAAGGAACAAAUGCUGGUGCAGCGGGAAAUACAAGAGCUGCAGACUAUUAAGCAGCAUGUCCUACAGCAGCAGCAGGUUGAGAGGGAGACACAGCUGGUCAUGCAGAGGGAGCAGUUAGCCCAACAGAAAGCGCAGCUGGACCAAAUUCAGUCAUUGCAGCAACAGCUGCAGCAGCAGCUGGAAGAGCAGAAAAGGCAGAAAACAGCUGCCGCAGAAGCAGCAGCUGCAGCUGCUGUAGCUGAAGCAGCUGCUGCAUCUGCAGCUGCAGCUGCAGCCACGUCUGCGCAGGGUGCCGUACAAGGUGCCAUGCAGGGUAUUACCGUGGUUGGGGGAGCUGCUCCUCAGGGAUUCUCUAUCAUCUGUGACCAGAGUGGCAGAGUAAUUCAGCAAGACAUACCACCUGAGCUUCAAAGGACCAUGAGCCAGAAUGGACAGUUCUGGCAACCUUACAUGGAAGGGCAUGUUGUCCAGGGAGUGGUGACCUCACGGACUUUGCCCAACUCUGCUUCAGAGAUGUCCCUUAGGAGUAGCGAGGAUUCUUUGGAGACACGGGCAAUGAAAAAGCGCAACUCCAUGCCACGCCUGAGGGAUGGGGCAAGGCCAGAGGGGGAGGAUGGCCUUCCCACAGUGAAAAGGAUCGCUGAUAGCAGUGUGCAGACUGAUGAUGAGGAUGGGGAGGAGAGGUUCCUGCUGUCCAGGCGAAGGAGGACCAGGCGUAUUGCUGAUUGCAGUGUCCAGACGGAUGACGAGGACCAGGCCGAGUGGGAGCAGCCAGUCCGUCGGCGACGGUCCCGUUUCUCUAAACACUCUGAAUCAAGUGCUGACACCAAGGCUGAGGCACCUAAGGUCUCCUCCUCCAGCAUUGCCAUCCAGACCACUACUGACUCCUCCUGUCAGACUGAGCCUGACCAGUUGGGAAGGGUGUCCCCAGCAAUCCACAUCACCACCUCAGAGCCCAAGGUUGAGGUGCUGCACUACAUCUCGGCCCCAGAGAGGACCCAGAAAGGGGAGAGCCUGGCUUGCCAGACAGAGCCUGAGCCCCAGUCCCAGGGAGUGGUGGCGCCCCAGCUCAGUGUGCCCACCACCAUCAGCCCAUACUCCACCAGUAUGCAGCUUGUUGGCUCUGGAGUGGUGGAUCCUCUCAGCCCACGGCAGCAGGGUGUGGCUAAGUUUGAGAGGAGGAAGCCUGACCCGCUGGAGAUUGGCUACCAAACACAGAUGCACAGUGACUCCCUUUCAAACCUGGCCCGCCAGCCUCCUAAAUCACCCCAGGUUCUGUACUCCCCUGUCUCCCCAUUGUCCCCCCAUCGAAUGCUGGAGACCUCAUUCUCCUCCAGCGAGAGACUCAACAAGGCACACGUCACCCCACAGAAACACUUUACUGCUGAGUCACCCCAACGUCACCAAACACUGCCUCGCCCAAUCAAGAGUGUUCAGCGAUCCAUGUCUGACCCCAAACCACUGAGCCCCACUUCGGAUGACUCGCCACGGGCCAGGUUCUCCUUGUAUCAACAGCAGGCUCUCCAGAACAGCCAGCUGAUGGCACUGCAGCAGCAGCAGCAGAACGCACUGAUGCGUAAGGUGAAGCGGACCCUGCCCAGCCCACCUCCGGAGGAAACCCCACUCCCCAUCGUCACCCCUGCCCUCCCCCAUAUGUAUGCUUCUCCCUCCUCCCUAGCCCAGCGUGGGCUGCCUCGGCCAUCUAUCGCCAUUACCAAAGCAGGGCUCCUGAAUGAGCUGAAGGCUGUGGAGCAGGAGUCCACCAAGCUCCGCAAGCAGCAGGCUGAGCUGGAGGAGGAGGAGAAAGAGAUUGAUGCCAAGCUACGUUACCUGGAGUUAGGUAUCACCCAGCGCAAGGAGCGAGAGAAGCGGGAACUGGCCUACUUGCGCUCAGUUGGGGAUGGCCGUGACUAUGCAUCUGACAGCGAGCUCAACAAUGUGCGCAUGGCCUCCACAUCAGCCUUUGAUGGUAAUGGCCUUCUGGGCAAGCAAAGUGGUGGUGCUCCUCUCAGCCAGUUCGCCUCUGAUCAACUGGCCUCCAAUCAGUACACACUCGCUUCUUCUUUCCUGACUUAUCAGUAUCCGCAGAGUCAGUCAGUUCCACCCCCACCCCAGCCCAGUCCUGCCUACCAGCAGAUAGGCUUCCAACCCCCGCAGUACCCCACCAUCUCCCAGUCUCAACCUCAGCCUGGAACUUGUCAGCCCCACCCAUCUCCCCCAACCCUCCACCCUCAGGGGACAUACCCCUCCCAAGGCUACCCCCAGAGCCAGCUCUCCUAUCAGACUGAACUGGGACACCCUAGCCUGCCUGGAUUCCAGCCCCCAACAGGCACUCCUCCAUACCCAAGCCAGACCUCCUACCAGUCGAGCCAGAGCCUGGCAUUCCAGCCACAGGCUGAGGUCCUCUCAAUUCACCAGAAACCCCGGCAGACCUCCUUAGCUGACCUGGAGCAGAAGAUUCCCACCAACUAUGAGGUCAUCAGCAACCCCACUGUGGUGGUCACCACAUCAGCUCAGGACAGCGCCUUUACUAGCCCUUACACCUCCACCACAAUGGCUAACAUGUAUGGGCAGUAUCGGCCCCCUGAGCAGACCAUGUCAGACCGAAUCCGCUCUGCAGACAGCCCCACCUCUGCCUACACCUCAGAGGGCCUUUACUCCAACUUGGAGCAGAACAUCCCUCGUAACUAUGUCAUGAUCGAUGACAUCAGUGAGCUGACUAAGGAGAGCAUGGGACCAGGCCCAGACAUGCACAGUCGGACCGACAUCCAUGGGCAGCCGCCAAACGGGCGUUAUGGAAGCGAGAAUGGCCCUACCCGAGCCAUGCCCUAUGGAGACGAGCCAGAGUACCCAUAUGGUAGUGGCAAGACCACCUCUGCAUACCACCAACAAGGAGCAGACCCUCAUGGUCGGAGUGGGGGAUCCUCGUAUUACUACGAUGACUACAGCAAGCACUCCUCAUCACGAGGGGGAGCUGGCGUCCAGAAGCAUUCCUCCAAGAGCCUCGCACCAGCUGUAGUGUCAUCCUCCAAGCGCAGCAAACACAGGAAGCAGGGCAUGGAGCAGAAGAUCUCCAAGUUCUCCCCCAUUGAAGAGGCCAGGGACGUAGAGUCUGACUUAGCCUCCUAUACCAUCACCACGCCAUCUGGCGGGAGUUGCACCGUGGUAUCCCGGGCCAAGAAGCUUGGGGAUGAAAUCACACACGGGCUGAAGAAAAAUGUGUACGAUCAGCAACGGUAUUAUGGGUCGUCAAGUCGGGAGGCCUUGGAGGAGGAGGACCGUAUGUACGGCUCUGGCAGGUCCCGCUCAACUGGUUAUGGGAUGGACAAGAUCUCUUCCCGGGACUCUGGCUACCGGAGCAAGUCAUAUGAGCGGGACACGGUGGAGCGAGCCCAGAGGGGCAGCCACGUGCGAGGCCGUUCCUCAAUCCGGCCCCAGCACUCAGAAGAGGAGAGCCCGCUUAGUCCUGUAGGAAAACCUAUGGGUGUUGGGCGGGGUCCUGCAGCGGUUGAUCCACAUGACAGCCGCAAUCAGUAUGGCUCUAGCCACUCCCUGCCUGAUGUGGACCACCACACAAAGGAUGUACCCAGAAGUCACGUUUAUAAACCAGACGACCCAUACCUGGUGGAUGAUAUGCAUUGUGCUGUGUCUGACAGCGAAGCCUAUCAUUUGGGACAGGAGGAGACAGACUGGUUUGAAAAGCCCCGUGAAGCCCGCUCUGAUAGGUCCAGGCAUGGUGGCAGCGGUGGUGGUCAUUCUUCAUCUGGAAGGCGAAGCCAUGUGAAACACACCUACCAUGACUAUGACGAGCCGCCAGAGGAGGAUCUCUGGCCACAGGAGGACUAUGGCACCCCACGUCACUCCUCCUCACGGGAGCACAGGCACCAUGGCAGCAGCGGCAGCUCAGGGGGGCGCCACUCCUCAUCCCGCCACUCCUCUGAGGACCCUCGCGCCUCCCGCUCCACCCGGGGCCAUGCCAAGGACUCGUCAGGCCGCCCUGAAUCCCGGGGCACCUCAUCCACCGCGCAUAAGAGGGGGUCAUCCUCGCAGGGUCAUCACGGCAGCUCAGAUUACUCCCGAGACCCCGCUGGGCACCCGCACAGGCCGCAGAAACAGCAGCCACCCUCCGGCCGCAGGCAGGAUGCAUCCCGGCAGCCGCAGCAGCAACAGCUGCAGCAGCGCUCCUCUGGAGGCCCAGCUUCUGGGAGGCAAUCUGGCACGCAGCAGCAGGAGCAACAGCAGCCACAGGGGCAACAACAGGGGCAACAACCUGAGCAACAACUGGGGCAACCGCAGGGGCAGCAGCUAACUGCGGCAGCUCAGCCUGCACCCACCACAGGGCCAAUGCAGCAGCAGCAGCAGCAGCAGCAGCAGCAACCACCGCAGCAGCAGCAGCAACAACCACCCCAGCAGCAGCAGCAGGCUAAGCCUGGACAGACCCAGGCCCCGCCCCCAGCUCGACAGUCACAGGCAGGCCCCCAAGCUGGCCUUCAGCCCACCACUGUGGCAAAGACCGAGACUGCUGCUGAUGCUUCUAAGCUGGGGAUGAAGCCAGGACUCACACAGGCCGCUAAGCCCCCCCAGGUUCCCCUGACAGGGAUAGGGUCGAAAGCAGCCCCCAGACCAGGGGGGAUAGGCAGUGCUGCAGCGGGACAGCCUGGAGCCGAAGGCGACAGUGUCCUCUCAAAAAUCUUACCUGGGGGUGCAGCCGAGCAGGCAGGGAAGCUGGGAGAUGCUGUCUCAGCUUUGGGCAAGAAGUUCACCUCUUUUUGGUGAACAGUAGGGCAGAGGGGUCUGUACAGUGAACAUAGAGACCAAUCUUGAGGCUUCGUACUGGAAAAACCUACAAACUCAGAACCCUGAAUUUCCGUCCCAUCCAUCCGAACCCCAAACCCUUUAUCCCCACAAACCCCCACAGGCUAUUCAAACGGACCACCCCCAACCACACAUUUCACCAGAGAGAGAGAGAGGGAGGGAGAGCAGAGGUCAAAGAGCAUCCAGCCAAUCAGGAGCACAGAUUCCAAGAUGUGUGAGAAAACAUCAUGGCUUCCUCCAGCAGGCAGUGUGCAUGUGAUCCUGCUGAUCUUGGAUCUGUCCUUUCAAACAUGGUGGGCAUGUUGCCAAGGAAACUCCACAUCUGACUGAGGAAUUGUGGGGAAGGAUGGGCUCACUGGAGGACUGCAUGGAAGUCCAUGGAGGAAGUGUGGUGUGGAACACGUUUGCUCUGUGGAAUACUUGACCGCUGCUCUGGAUCCCUGAUUCCAAACAUGUGUGCCCAAAAGGCCAUUCUCACCUCCUCUCUCUCAAGAUUUAACCCCAGAUGAACCAUAUUCUUCCAUCUCUCAAGAUUUAACCCCAGAAGAACCAUAAUCUUCCAUCUCUCAAGAUUAAAACCCCAAAUAAAAUGCAAUCUUCCCUCUUUCAAGAUUAUAACCUAAAAUUCUGAGCAGUUCCCAGGUUUUUCUAGUACUAAAAGACUUAUACUUUUGUGAAAGAACUUCAGGAAACAAUAAAAAAAAAGAUAAUUGCAAUGGAAACAAAGGAAUCCUUACUGUUUGCUGGGUGACUGUUUUCCGUCUACAUUCCAGAGCGGAGAGGACAGGAACCACAUCAGUACCCAACGCUCCUCAUCCCCCAAUGGGAAAUUACAUGAACAUUACACAAAAACAGGAAAUGACAUCAGACCUGGCCAUAGGACUGAAGGCUGGAGAAACGAUGGUCAGGCUUCAUGUUUAGCCAUCAUAAAGCCAUGCUAAAUCCAGGGGUACUAGGUCUCCUUUUUUAUUUUUGUUUGUGUGUUUGAUUAUGAGUUUAUUAUCAUUUGCCUGAUAUUCUUUCUCUGAAGAAAGAAGCAGCCUUAACCAUUUCAUUGUUUUUUACUUGUAUUGUAUACCUUAUAUAUUUUUAUAAUCCAUAUUCCCCUGACUUUCUUUGCACAACUGUAUACUACUGUAUGAAUCUGAUAUCAGUAAGAAUACAGACUGAUUUGAUUUGAUUUAUAUUUUUGGGGAAUUUGUGUUUAUUUUAUGGUUUGUUUGGUAUUAUUUAUAUUUUCAUUUUCAAUCAUCAUAAUUAUUUAAUUUAUUAUCAGUAUCAUUGUUGUAUUUUUUUUUAUUAUUUAAGGUGAUCGGUGUCCGUUGGUGAAGAGCACAAUACUGUGUUGUUUGUAAUACUGAGGUCUAGGCUGUGCGGCCUCUACCACUCUGACCCCCAAACUAUUUUAGAUACCUUUCCACUGGGGGGAACACUGCACUAAAACAGAGGUGUUGUGCGGAACAGGAAGUGUCUGAGUGCGCCUGUGUGUUUACAUGACCUGCAGCAGUCCGGGUGCUUGUAGUCAACACACAGGAGCUACUGCGCUGUGGCGAGCUGUUGCUGAACCAAUGGGCAACAGUAUCACACCCUCUCUGGAAAAUGCAUUGGCGAUGUUGUGCCAUUGUUUCAGCAACAAAUCUAAACCACAGCUCAGAGUCCACAGGCCAUGAAUUGGAUGGUUGUCAUGGAAAUGUUUGGGGCACGUUCCACUUACUGUUUUUUUGCAGUGUUGUGUAAAACCCAAAACCUAACUCUGUGCACACACACACACACACACACACAUAUGCACACAGUUUGUGAAAGAGUUUGUGAAAACAUGAACACACAUAUGCAAGACACAUACUAGCGUGCGUGCGCACACACUCGCACACACACACAAACAUACAGACAGACAGACAGACACACACACACACACACACACACACGCAUGUCCCUGUACUUGUAUGUCCUUUUGUGUGUGCUUCCCAAAUCUAAAAACAACAAAUGAUGAAAUAACCAAGCUGGGCAGUGGAAAGUGUUUUCAUUUCAGAUGUUCUAUGCAAUGAUUCAUUUUGAAACAGAAAAAACUGUUAAUAUUUAAUACCAUUAUCAAUGAUAUGUUUAAGAAUACAAAUAAAUUGUGUUACUGAGAAUAAAAAAAUGGGUAUAAACUUGUUUGUAUUUAGCUACUUGUAUGUAUGGAAUUGAAUUACUGAUUUAGAUUUUUUUAUGGUAGCGGCAUGUUGAAGCACCACCCUCUUCUCUGGGGGAUCUGUUGCCAAAGGCUUUGCUCUGUAGAUCCUCAUUUCAGUCAUUGAACCUUUAGCAUGAGCCGCUGGGUCUCCGCCCCCUUCUCUCUCUCAUCCUGUAGCAUGAGCUGCUGGGUCUCCGCCCCGUUCUCUCUCUCAUACUAUAGCAUGAGCUGCUGGGUCUCCGCCCCCUUCUCUCUCUCUCAUCCUAUAGCAUGAGCUGCUGGGUCGCCACUCCCUUCUUUCUCUCAUCCUAUAGCAUGAGCUCCUGGGUCACCGCCCCUUUCUCUCUCUCAUCCUAUAGCAUGAGCUGCAGAGUCUCCACCCCCAUUUAUAUUGUUCAGCUGCUGCUCAUGCACUUGUUAUUUCACUCCAGUGUGGUCCUGCUGAAGGGGUGUUUGUUCUGUGCAAUAUGGCUAUGCUUGUACCGUGUUUUUCUGCUGUUCAGUUCAGCUAUGCUGGCAAAGUGUGCUUAUGCUGUGCAGUACAGCUGUGCUAGUACAGUAUGUAUGUUCUGUGCAGUAGUGCUUUGUUGGCACAGCACAGCUAUACUGGUAAAGUGUGUUUAUGCUUGCAAUAUGGCUGUGUUAGCACACUGUGUUUGUACUGUGCAGUACAGUAUGUCUGUGCUUUCACAGUGUGUUUGUGCAUUGACAGUCUAGUUGUACUAGCAGUGUUGCUGUUUGUGUUGUGCAGUACAAGUUGAGGAUUUCUCUCCUGCUUUCACCAAACCCAUUGAGAGGGAAGGAGCAGAUGCAACAACAGAAUGAAAGAAAACAGGAAACAGGAAGUCAGCAAUCCUGAAUGUAAAUCUUAUCAGUGUGAAAGCAGGGAGUACAGUCACCCUGAGCAGCUCAAGCAUGUUGUCCAUAUAGACCUCAUCAGUUAUCACUUAUUAUGAGCAUGCAAAGAGAGAGAGAGCUGUGCUGGUACAGCCAACCUCAGUCCAUACUUGGGACUGUCCUACAGUCUCUGUGUCAGCUCGGUGGGGUGCACAGGGCAGAAUCAAACAGCAAAGUUAGUUUAACACUCUCUUCCAGCCGAAGUGCAUUAAUGGCACAGUUCCCAGCUGUAGAAACAGGCAUGGCUGUGCAGUUCAGAAACGGGUUACUGUGCAGUAGAGAAACAGGUGCAACUGUGCAGCACAGAAACAGGCAUGACUGCACAGUUCAAAAACAGGUGUGACUGUGCAGCACAUAAAUAGGUGUGACUGCUAUAUAGAAACAGGUGUGACUGUAGAGCACAGAAACAGGUGUGACUGCCGUGUAGAAGCAGGUGUGACUGUAGAGCACAGAAACAGGUGUGACUGUGCCGUAUAGAAGCAGGUGUGACUGUAGAGCACAGAAACAGGUGUGUCUGUGCUGUAUAGAAGCAGGUGUGACUUUAGAGCACAGAAACAGGUGUUACUGUGCCGUAUAGAAGCAGGUGUGACUGUAGAGCACAGAAUCAGGUGUGACUGUGCCGUAUAGGAGCAGGUGUGACUGCGCAGAUCAGAGGUGAUGUUCCAGGCAACCCCAGAGAUGGUUCCAUAUCAGUUCCCCCAUUUCUAUAUUUCAAAACAGGUGCAUGAGUGAGCACUGUAGAAUCUCACUGUAAAUAGCAAUACUGUACUAACUGUACCUGCAGCACCGGGCAGAGGCCUGAAAGAUGAUACAGUACGAGGGCCAAAAUGUGGGGGCACCCCCACCCCCCACCGCCCCCCCACCGACACACCCACACCCCCAUGCAUGUCCCCUCAACCCAAAACACACCCCCCCCCCCACACAGGCACUCUUUUUGUGUUUAAAACAAACUACUCAAUGAACAAGCAUUGUGUAUGUGGCUCGUUUCGACUGUUGACAACUUUAAAAAAAAAAAAACUUUGUAUCCAGAAACAUAUUGGUCUGUGGAGUUUCUAUACAUGUGGUGUUUGUAAAUGACUAAAACAGUUCCUGAAUAAAACUCGUCCUGGCUUCCAUGUCAUUUGUGGGAAAGGGCCAGAUGUGGAUUGUAAAAUAAGUGAAUAAUUAAAAGCAAAAUGAGACUAAAAAUAAAACUGAAAAGACAAACAUUUGAAAUUGAAAAAGUUUCAUUGACAGGUGUGAGAGCAAUGGGCUUGCUCCAUGUCUCCAUUGUGAAACCGUGUGUAUUUUUCACUGUAUUCCUGUAAACAGUUGUAGUAAAACUCGGUGCAUCAUGUCCAGUAAUGUGCUUAAUGGAGAUACUGACCCUGCGACACAUUUCCACUGAGAAAGAAUAAAGAGAAUGAAAAGUGA
Anguilla rostrata (American eel) is the source of this 19153-nucleotide messenger RNA. It is a transcript of the gene bsnb, whose product is annotated as bassoon (presynaptic cytomatrix protein) b. Gene Ontology annotation, molecular function: structural constituent of presynaptic active zone; metal ion binding. The transcript has 16 exons. Gene Ontology annotation, biological process: protein localization to synapse; presynaptic active zone assembly. The coding region runs from base 2497 to 14631 and encodes 4044 amino acids. The record is from RefSeq and is a predicted model, not a curated record. Lineage: Eukaryota; Metazoa; Chordata; Actinopteri; Anguilliformes; Anguillidae. Gene Ontology annotation, cellular component: GABA-ergic synapse; cytoskeleton of presynaptic active zone; glutamatergic synapse.